This is a messenger RNA of Lycium barbarum (goji berry), 1556 nucleotides long. RefSeq names its product RNA pseudouridine synthase 5. Lineage: Eukaryota; Viridiplantae; Streptophyta; Magnoliopsida; Solanales; Solanaceae. Gene Ontology annotation, biological process: pseudouridine synthesis. Bases 174 to 1304 code for a protein of 376 amino acids. The record is from RefSeq and is a predicted model, not a curated record. Gene Ontology annotation, molecular function: pseudouridine synthase activity; RNA binding. The transcript has 14 exons.
CAUGAUGCAACAAAAACAAUAAGACAACUAGACAAGUAUUGAAUACUUUUUAAAAACAAUUGCAAAUUUAAUUUUUAAUAUUAAGCACGGGCCAAACGGGUAAUUUGUAAAUUUGUUAACGAUAUGAUAAUUUGUUAACAAUAGGUGUUUGGGGAAAUUAACACCGGUUAGGAAUGUCGAAAAAAGCAGAAGUUGCGGCCCAUUUUGGAGUGCCAUGGCCAACACUUAAUGACGGAUUAACCUACCAUGAUAUUGUCCGACUCACCGAUGCUGGUCUUACACUGAUUGAAUUCUACUUCAGAAAGUACAAAAAUUCAGCUCCUUUACUAGGUUGGUUGCAGAGAAUUCAAAAUAGACAGAUAACAGUUGAUGGUAAAGUUGUUACCUUACCAGAUACUGAACUCAGGGCAGGUGCUGAAUUAGUAUACCAUCGCCUUCCUUGGAGAGAACCUGAUGCACCUUACUUGUUACAAGUACUAUUUGAAGAUGACCACUUGAUUGUCGUAAAUAAACCUUCCGGUUUGCAAGUUCUUCCUGGAGGGUCGUACCAGCAGCGGACCGUCUUGACACAACUCCAGUGGCAUGCGUGCAAGCUGACAACCACUUCAUCAGGUUGUCAAAAAGCACAUCCAGUCCCAGUUCAUCGCCUAGGAAGGGGUACAUCAGGAAUACUGCUCUGUGCAAAAACAAAGCUUGGUAAAUCUCGCCUUGCAGCAUAUUUUGCUGAGGGGACGUCAGUUGUUGAAGACAAAUACACCAACUCAGAGUGCAAUACAAUGAGGAAGAUUUGCAAGAUAUAUCGAGCGCUAGUAAGUGGUGUGAUGGCUAUGGAUGAGGUUGUCAUCAAGCAACCAAUUGGUACAAUUAAAUACCCUGGAGUUGCUAAAGGGCUGUAUGUUGCUUCUCCUUCAGGGAAGCCAGCUCUGAGCAGCGUUCGCGUUCUUGAUAGAGAUUUGGAGAACAACUGCACAUUGGUUCAGGUUGAAAUUCAAUCUGGAAGGCCACACCAAAUCCGCAUCCACCUCUCUUUCAAUGGACAUCCGCUAAUUGGUGAUCCUCUUUAUGUAUCUGGCGGGCAACCAAAGUGCUUUCAUCCUGAAUUAAUGGGUGAAAAUUUUGAGAAAGAUGGCGGCUAUCAAAGACCUGAGAAUCCGGUUCCUGGGGACUGUGGAUAUAACUUGCAUGCGCAUCAAAUAGUUCUUAUUCACCCCAUCAUAAACGAGCUUAUCAAAAUUACAGCACCUCUUCCAGCUAUCCUUCAAACACAAGAAGAACGCAAGGCGAACCAGCCAAACUCCAGCUAGAAGAAGAAUAUUCAAAGCCUCAGCUUGCCGUCAGCUAGGUAGUCAAGCUCAUACUACUUCCGGGACGGCUGAUUCCCGACGAAGUAGAAGAGCAUUAUUUAAUGAUUCAAGUUAUGGUACAUUGUCUCAACUUUCUUUGUUGGUAUUAUGUAACUUAUAAGCUCGUUUUCUUUUUCUUGGUCAAAAGAUUCUGGAAAAAAGAAGAGAUGGUGAUUUUUAUAUAUAAACAGGAACAGAAAAAACUUAGUGGCA